Molecule: messenger RNA, 5077 nt
Organism: Lepisosteus oculatus (spotted gar)
Lineage: Eukaryota; Metazoa; Chordata; Actinopteri; Semionotiformes; Lepisosteidae
Gene: eva1ba
Product: eva-1 homolog Ba (C. elegans)
Source: RefSeq, a predicted model, not a curated record
CUAUUGCAGUGUUGGGAGUAUCUUUUAGCCACAGCUGGUAACUUCUGAGGCUCAGCUGAGUGGAAGACAUGAAAGACGUCUGUGAAGAAAGAAAAGGCAGGCUGUAAGCCUGGGGCUGUGGUCUUAAUAAGCAGCUAUCUGGUUCGAGAGACAUGUUGGAAAGGCUGAGCCCAAGCAGACUGCAGCUGAGCUUGUGUUUUGCUGGAGGUGUGGAAAGUGAGGCUAGAGAGUACACUUUUCCUCAAACCACAAGCAAGGGAAAGAAGAGCACGGCAUCGCUGAACCCCCACACAUCCCUCCUCCUCCGACCGAAGGCCCACCAAUCACCAUCACAUGUUCCCUGCUUUAGAGGUUUCAACAAGGAAGUCUUAAGCUUUCAGCUUAGAGGCAGAAGAGGGGAUAGGUUUCUGUGACCUUGCUGAAAGGAUAAAGGCCUGGGGCAGACAAAUGAACACAGAGACCUGAGGAAAGUACAGCAGACAGAAAGGCUUCAUCACACCAUCAGCCACAUCUCUGAGGCCAUGAGCUAUGAAACAAGGAGCUGGUGAACUGUCACCCUUCAUGGUGUGAGGUCGUUACAAAGAGACCAAGCAAAUAUGGAUGACAAAAGGCAGGAAAUGCAGCUUUUGAGCAACAGUAUUGCUGCCUAUGCUCAUAUUAAAGAAAACUCCGAGAGCUUCGGCCUCUACUUCGUCAUCGGCGUGUGCUUCGGCCUGGUGCUGACGCUCUGCCUGCUGGUGAUCCGCAUCUCCUGCCGGCCGCGCGCCGCGCCCGCCCCGGAGAAGAGGAGCCUGAAGGGCUGCAGCCAGGAGGAGGAGGGCGAGGACGAAGACGAGAGCGAGGAAGAGGAGGAGGAGGGGGGGGACGCCGCGGCCCCCCAGCCCGCUACCGAGACCGCCAUGGGCAACCACAGCCAGUCGGACGGCACCCUGAGCGUGAACGUCUUCACGUCGGCCGAGGAGCUGGAGCGGGCGCAGCGGCUGGAGGAGAGGGAGAGGAUCAUCCGGGAGAUCUGGAGGAACGGGCAGCCGGACAUCCUGGGCACGGGCACGGGCACCAUCGGACGGGUCCACUACUACUAACGCCUGCUCCCCGGACCGGGGCUGCUCCGUAGCCAGCAUCCCUGCUCACCGGCCCCGAUCGACGCCUGCUAACGGAGCAAGGAGACAAACACGGUCCAGCUCCUCUGUAUCUGACCUUCACCUGGGAAGCACAUAUCACUUGAAGGUGUUGUUAUCUGUAUAUCAUGGAACUCUCUUUUCUUUUAAUCUGUGCUUGAACUGAAGACUGAAAACAAGCAGGGUAUGAACCCCACCUGUGCUUCUUUCCAUCGAGAAGGUGCCUUUGAACUGUGAACUGGAGAGGAGAGGAGUGGAUAAUUGUCACACCUUUAUCCUCUUUUUUUAAAACCUUUCAGGACUGAUGAGGCGAAACAAGAGACUGUUUUUUUCCACGGCCACAGUAAGCUUGAGUAGUAGUUCGGUCUUUUUGAGACAUUUUGUUUCGGAUAUCUGUGGCCUUUCAGCCUGAGGAGUAACCCUCUAGAAAGAGAGUAAAAACAAAGAGACUCAUUUGUGCGAACAGUCCUUCUUAUAACUGUAUGUCGGAAAUGUUUUUAAAUGAGAUUAUUUUGUAUUCUGUAUUUUUAAGAGUGCACGCAAAUGUCUUAUCUCCACUGUCUCUAAAAAAAAAAACAGUUAAUAACUCCAGCAAAAUAUUCUUCUGGUACGACCCUCCCCAAAAUAACAAGUCGGAUGCUCACAUUUUUAUUUUUGUAUUCAGAAUUUUAAUAUCGAAAGUGACCGAUAAUUUCAGCCUGAAGUAAAAAGAGUCUCGGCAGUGGCUGGAUCUGAUGUUGGCGCAACUCACUAAGGCAUUUGCAUUCCUGAAGAUUACAGAAAGAAAGAAUACGUUCAUGUUUCUUUUCGUCUAUUCAUAGGAGAAAAAGAGGUAGGAUUCUGUAGACUCCCAAACCAAAGGAAAUGGCACCAUUACCCCUGAAUCCCUCGCCCACCCAUGAGCACUGUGAUGGCAGUCCAAAAAACUGCCAGUUGUGACCUCUAAAACAAACAGGAUUUUUCUUUAAAAAAAUGUUCCCUGACACAUUAGCAUUGCAAUAAAGCAAUAAUGCUGAUCUUUAUCUUGGAGGGCUUACACAACAGAAAAAAUUCUCAAGGACGGGGAGUAUUAAUGAAUGCCUCUUCAGCUUCUCCCAGAGCUAGACUUUUCCUUUCACAUGCAGGAAAAAGUUUCUCUGUGGCAGAGCAGCAGGUCCAGAAGUGAGAGCCCGCCAUUGAAAAUGUUCCAAGCUAAAAACAAAAAUGAAAACAUUCAAAAAGCUAGUUAAUACAAGAUAAUACAUAUACAUAUAAUAAAAAGCCUCAUGAAAAACAUCAAUUGAAAAUAAUGUCCUUUUUAUUUCUGCUAAUUAUAAUUACCAUGACUGAUUUUUAGUAUUACACUUGAAUUAAAUAACUGCAGUGCUGUCUUUUAAAAACACUGCAUGUUACACCUAUACAGUAUGUAUGAGUCAAAGAUAUCAGUGCUUUGUCUGGUAAGUACGUGUGAUAUGCCAAAUAGAUGUAGAUUAAUGAAAAAUGUAUUGCUUUUAUGCCAAAUUGGAUAUAUUCUAAAGUCCAAAUCAGUCAAUAAAGUCUUUGUUGGGGGCAGAGGGGGGCAGAUUUGACCAAUCUUCUAAUCCUAUUUAGUCCUUUCUUAUUGCCUAAUCAUUUCCUGGACAAAACCACCUUUCAAAACCAGUCUUUAAAUUUAGGCUUUGUAAUUCAUGGUGAGCUUAUUUUGACAUUCAGUUCAUUCCAGGUUUUAGGCGACUUCAUUCUUUUUGGUAUUAGUCAGUUCGGCUCAUUUUAAUUUACUCCAAGCCGAAUAAAAAGCAAGUUUGUUUGAAGAGCUAAGAACUGGCUUUAAAACAAAGAGCGGACGGAAUAAAAAUAAUAUUGAUAUAUGGCUUGUGUUCUAAAAUGCUCUACGGUUCAUUCCCCUCAAGGCCAUUUUAGAAUAUCACAUUAAUGCUGGAGCCUGCAGACAACAUCAGGCAGAAAAACAAGCUAAGUGUACAUUUCCACCUUUCCUGGAAAAUGCUGGACACCCAUGGCUGAACUGUGCAUAACACUCAUUUUCAGAUCACUUAGUACUGCAAGUAAAAACACUGACUGCAAUGGAACCAGACCAGACCAACGUACACACAUUCCUUCGUAGCUGUGACCCUCAGCAGCAGAUGAAGUGGCAGUGGACUAAUUGUGGUUAUGCUUUGAAGUGGUGAAUAUGCAGAGUGGCUCACUCAGUAAGAACUACUGUAGGUGUCUUGAAUUCCAGCCUGGAUCAUGUGACUAGCUGACUGUAACCAGCAUUGCCCCGAGAGGCAUCUCACAACAGGCCAGUGGUAGGCGGGGGUGGGGGGGAGGUUGGGAUCUGUCAGCUACCUGAUGAAAUAGCAGUCUCCAUGACUUUAUGGGAGCAUGCAAGAUCACAGUAAUGUCAGUGAGGGGUGCAUCUCUUCGACCAAUCGGCGUCAAACCUCCACAUUGGGUGGGCAGGUUAUAAAAUAAAUUGGUUUGAGAUUCUACAUUUCCAAAACAAAAAUAAGCUAGGGACUUGUUUUGCAUCCCUUAUCCCUUCUUCGGGGUAUUUCCAGUUCAGUCAAGAGUUCAAUUCUGAGUGCAAUAAGAGGGUUUCCCUGGAGCUGCACAAUCCAGAACAAAUUUAUCUUUAAAAGGCUGAUUGUGUUGGUUGCACUGCAGCGUUUGGUCAUAUCCGUUUGACAUUUUGAGCAUGGCCAAAGAACACAGCAGGGGCAUUGAAAUGCAAGGUGCCUUCUUUAUGCAAUUGUAACGAAAGGCUUACGUACUUACAUCUGGAGAUACAGGGUGAUCACAUGCUUAACCUCUCAGGCUCUGCUGCUGAGAAUGGGAGGCAUUAAUUUCUCGACCAAUGAUUGACAGGGGUUAUUCUGUAUGUCUGUAAAGAAGGGCUCUUCGAGCAGCCGGUACGUGAGGAAUGGUCAACAGAACAGAUCGUAUGUGUGUGAAGUUCGUGAGAGGAACAGAGUUCAAAGAGUUUGUAUUUAAGUUUUUUAUAUAAAGUGCCAUGCUUUAUUUUUUUACAACACAGCAUUUCUGAAAAGACUAAUAAUGUUCAUCAGGCAUGUGGGCAUUUGUAUAUGAAGUGCCAUAAAACCUGUCAUGUUACAGGAAGGACAGAAGAAACGUGCAGAACAACACUUUUGGGCUACAGAAAGAAAAUUCUAGACAGCAACAGACAUUUUCUUUUUUGGCCUUUGGUGCUAUUGUAAUAGAGAAAACAUUUUACAGAAAACUGACUAAUGCAUAUAUACUGUAUACAUCCUUUGUACAUUCCUGCAGAAAUUAACUUUGUCUUGGCUUUAAAUGAGGGGUUUUAAUCUUCAAUGAUCACAGUCACAUACCAAAGAGCACUGUCACGUGACAGCUAUUUUGUCUAAGAGUACAUCACAGCUGUAACAUCUAAAUGACUCUUAAGUCCGAGUUUCUGAUUUCUACAAACAACAGCCUGUUUUACUGGCAGAUGCGUUCAUGAAAGGCAUGUUAGUUUUAACAUCCUUGCUGGAUCAUCAGACAUUAUCUCCUUAGACCAUUUUUUUUUGUUAAACCCACCUGUCAUGCUGGAUUUCUCAGAAAUAUACAGGCAUUGUUUAUCUGUUGCAUUUCUGUUUACAAACCUUUAAUUGUAUUUUGUCAGUUGAAUAACUUCAUGACCCAGAAGGAGGAUACAUUUCUAAAUAUGAAUAUUUCCCCAGUUGUCUUUCUGGGAUUAAUUUAGAAUUUGAAUUAGCCUUCUGCAGGAUAUUGGAAAGAUGUUAAAAUGUCAUCUUCCUUAAGUGAUUAUUCACAUUUGUGUCAUGUACGUUUUUCACAUGAAAACGUGAGCAUUCCAAUUGUACGACAACUUCUUAUCAUUCGUAUUAUUCCCUUAAUACAGGGUAUUCAGUGGUUCUUUGUCACUUAGGCAUAUGAUGAGAUUCUUUGUUUUUUUUUUAAACUUCGAAAUAAAAAUGGCUAUUAGUAUUUUAAUAAACCAA